Caenorhabditis sp. 36 PRJEB53466 is the source of this 540-nucleotide messenger RNA. Lineage: Eukaryota; Metazoa; Nematoda; Chromadorea; Rhabditida; Rhabditidae. The record is from the annotation of a GenBank genome assembly.
AUGUCAUUGCACUGUGCGACCCUCAUCGAAGUUCCUCUCGACAUUUUCGGAGCCUUUAUAAUCAUCUUCCGAACUCCGAACACUAUGAAAUCAGUCAAAUGGCCGAUGCUCAAUUUGCACUUUUGGAGCUCUCUCUACGACAUUUCGAUCAGUCUGCUCACCACCCCGUACAUGGUGUUCCCUGCGUUAGCUGGUGUGCCGAAUGGAGUACUCAAAUGGAUGGGCGUCGGCACGGCAUUUCAAGCGCAUUCGGCCGCUUCUCUACUCGCACGUAGGUGUCCUUGAGCAGCUUGAGCAGGAAAGCGAGGACAAUAAUCGUUUUCAGUGGUUGCCACUGCAACUCUCACAGUGUUCGAGAACCGUUUCCACAUCUUGACAGCCGGAAAAACUGUUUGGAGUCGUCACCGGAUCGCCGUAUUCUCCGUCGCUUAUCCCUUUAUGGCCACGUUUCUUCUGCCGUUCACUCUGAACACUCCCGACCAAAAGACCGCUCUGGAAAUCACUUUCAGAGUGAGUCAACAACUUCCAUCUAUCCUAUAA